GUGGCAGUGCAAAGGGGACAGAAUAUGCUGUCCAAAGCCCAUCUGCUUUGUUGCAAUGCUCACCCUUGUGAAAUAUUCCCUAAAAUAUGUGAGUUUACUGUUGGGAGAACUAGCCAGAGAGGGAAGGAUGGAGGGAGGGUUUCUGUUUUAUAGGCUAGCUUUGUUUUCUGGCAUCUAUGAGCCACAAAGCUUGGAUAUAAGCCACAGAACAUCCUGUUUUCCCCUCUCUCUUGCCUGUCCUCUUGCUGGUUGGUCUUUCUGAGGGUCUGGAAAAAAACACUGCCCAGCUAAAGGCGGAUACAUUGGCAAUUACAAGGAGCCAGGAUUAUGAAAUCUACUAGAGAAAAGAUCACCCUGAACUUCAGGGGAAUCCGAUACAAGACUUAUGCUAGCACCCUCCAAGCCUUCCCUGGGACCAAACUGAGCCGCCUCACAGGGCCCCAGGAGGCAUCCACCGAGUUUGACUAUGACCCCAACACUGGAGAGUUCUUCUUCGACAGAGAUACUCGUGUUUUUGAAGAGGUGCUGAACUACUGCAGGACCAAGCACCUCCACUGCCCUCAAUACAUCUGCAAGUCUGUCAUUGAGGAGGAGCUGGCCUUUUGGGAGAUCAGUGAGGCCGCCCUGGCUCCCUGUUGCUGGCAGAGGCUGAGCGACAUGGAGAGCCAGCAGGAAGACCUCGCCCUCUGGGAUGACAGCAAAGACGAAGAUGACCAGGCUCUCCUGGCCCAGGUGGGAAGGGGGAAUAAUAGUUGCAGGGCCCAGUGGCAGCCCAGAAUUUGGACCCUCUUCGAAAAACCGUUUUCCAGUGGUAGUGCAAAGAUUCUGGCCGCUAUCUCCCUGGUCUUCAACAUUGGGAUUUGCAUCCUUUUCAUAAAGAAGGCUGAUGUAGAAAUUGAGUUCUUUGUCUAUGGACAUGAAUACAACAGCACUGACACCGUCCUCAAUGAGAUUCACAAAUACUUCCCUUACCUCAUCCCUCUGGAGUUUUUCUGCGUCCUCUGGUUCUUGUUUGAGUUUUCUGUGCGGCUUACGUUUUGCCCAAAUAAAAAGAAGUUCCUGACCAGCCCCCUGAACAUAGCUGACUUCAUCUCCCUCUUUCCAAUUUUCAUCGAGCUUUGCACACAUGGACAAGCCUGGCUGGGUUUUGUCCGUGCACUGUACACCCUCAAGCUCUUGAAGAUCCUUAAGCUCAUAGAAAUCCCUCUAAUGUUCCAGGUCCUUUCAUACACGUCCAGGUCUGUCUUCAGAGAGAUCUUCAUCUUCAUGAUCAUCUUUAUCUUUGAAAGUCUGUUCUUCGGCAUCGUCAUGUUCUACACAGAGGUCCUUUACCCAGUACCUGAAUCAUAUUUUGAGAGCAUUUCAUCCUGCAUUUGGUGGGCAGUUAUCACUUUGACCACUGUUGGUUAUGGAGACUCGUACCCUAUCACCGAAUUCUCCCAAGUGAUAGCAGCCUGUGCGGCACUCUGUGGCGUGCUGACCAUAGUCAUCCCAAUCCCUAUCUUUCUGAUCAAGUUCAAGGGCUAUUAUGAUGCUGCCGUGAUCAAGGAGAGGAGGAAGAGGAAGAUGGAACAAGCAGCAAUGCUAUCAUCCUAAGGACUCCAGAGCACCAUGUUGCCAGUUAUUCAUGGGAAGAGAUAACUGGCUUCUAGAUAGCUUCCUGCCACACUGCAGAUGCUUCAGCUGAUUUGAUGCAAUUUUUAGCUUCCUACCUGAGCAUCAUAUUCCUCUGUGCUGCCAACUGAAUUAGGUCACACUCUACCUGUGCUCCCACAUUUCCAAAGAGAGAGAGGGCUACCAAUGCCCGCUAGCCAUGGUGGCUAUGCUCUGCAUCCAUGGCUGAAGGCAACAAUACUUCUGAGUAUCAGCUGCUGGAAACCACAGGAAGGGAGAGAGCCCUUGUGCUCAUGUCCUGCUUGCUGGUGUCCCAGAGG
Molecule: messenger RNA, 1934 nt
Organism: Podarcis raffonei (Aeolian wall lizard)
Lineage: Eukaryota; Metazoa; Chordata; Lepidosauria; Squamata; Lacertidae
Product: potassium voltage-gated channel subfamily C member 1-like
Exons: 3
Coding region: 328-1596 (422 amino acids)
Biological process (GO): potassium ion transmembrane transport; protein homooligomerization
Cellular component (GO): axon; dendrite membrane; voltage-gated potassium channel complex
Molecular function (GO): protein binding; delayed rectifier potassium channel activity
Source: RefSeq, a predicted model, not a curated record